AUGUACAAUGUUACGGCGGCCGCGCAAAAGAAUAAAGAGGUGGUGGAAGCUGAGCAGUCAACAACAGCAGCACAAAGAGUAACAACAAUUCCUGACUCACCAUCAGCACCCGGCAACACAUUCGUCUCCAGCAGUAACGACAAUGAACAGUCUCAAUCACCACCGACCUGCUGGUGUGGACUAAAUGCGAACGUUAGUCAAGUACGAAAAAUUGGAAAAAACACUGGUCGAUAUUUCUGGCGGUGCCCACGUUUCGGAACUGAAGAGGAAGAAUGCAACUAUUUUCGUUGGGUCGAUGACAAACAUCCAUAUCCCUUGUUGAAAAAACAAGCUGGAUUAGGGAAAAUGCCCACUUCCAUUACAAAUAUUACAAAUUUUUUUCAACCUCUUGAUGGAACUUCGGCCGCCGCUUCAACAUCUGCCGCUGCUUCGUUAUUCGCUAGUGGCAGAUCAAGUAGCAUUAAUACAGGUCAAAAACGUCAAGUGAAGUUUCCAGAUUUUGGUACGUCUUCUUCCUUAAUGGGCAAUAUGUCAUUAUCGUCAUCAACCUCAUCAAAUAUUCUUUCCUUACAAGAAUUGUUUCAAUUAAAAGCACAAGUAAAUGAUCCUUUACUACCCGAUACACCAUCACACGAAUCACAAAUUCCUUUUUCAUCAUUUAAAACCGUAACUCCUACUCCCAUAAACACGCUACAAGAACAAAUAUCAAAAUUACCAGCACCCGAAAUAAUUGAACUUUUCUCCAGUCAAAUGACUCGUCUAGAGAAAUAUGCAAUCACGCAAGAACAUGGGAAUAAAUUAGCAUUGAACGAGAUACAAAAGUGUCAUCAUGAACUGGAGAAAUUGCGUCAAGAAUUGGCAUUGGCUAAUCGUGAGAAUGAUGUGUUGAAACGCGAAAAAGCAUUACUGAAGAGAGAGUUGGAUGAAGUGACGAGGAGUGAGUCGGUUCGUGAUGGAAAGAGAGCUCGACAAUAA
This is a messenger RNA of Ambispora leptoticha, 975 nucleotides long. NCBI's taxonomy places the organism in Eukaryota, Fungi, Glomeromycota, Glomeromycetes, Archaeosporales, Ambisporaceae. The record is from the annotation of a GenBank genome assembly.